This is a messenger RNA of Penicillium angulare, 465 nucleotides long. RefSeq names its product cupin domain-containing protein. The transcript has a single exon. Bases 1 to 465 code for a protein of 154 amino acids. The record is from RefSeq and is a predicted model, not a curated record. Gene Ontology annotation, cellular component: intracellular anatomical structure. Lineage: Eukaryota; Fungi; Ascomycota; Eurotiomycetes; Eurotiales; Aspergillaceae.
AUGUCACGUACAGCGAAGGAGGUUAUCGAUGCCCUUCAUCUUACUCCACAUCCAGAGAAGGGCUACUAUAUCGAGACAUUCAGAGAUCCCGAGGUGUCCGCGGAUGGUCGCACGGACAGCACCUGCAUAUAUUACCUGCUGGAGGGAAACUCGGGUCGAUCAUAUUGGCAUCGUGUCUUGGAUGCUAUCGAAGUUUGGCAUUUCUAUGCUGGUGCACCGCUGCAACUUUCACUCGCGUGGAAUGAUGGUAGUGCAGUCCGCGAUCUUAUUCUUGGGCCCGACAUCUGGAAUGGACAGAGGCCCCAAAUUGUUAUUCAACGCAGAGAAUGGCAACAUGCGCAAUCUUUAGGAGAUUGGACACUAGUAGGAUGUACUGUCGCGCCUGGCUUUGAUUUCGAGGGGUUCCAGAUGGCAAAGCCUGGUUGGGAGCCGCAGGAUUCAACGAAAAAUUGCCCUGUCCUUUAA